Molecule: messenger RNA, 1243 nt
Organism: Nasonia vitripennis (jewel wasp)
Lineage: Eukaryota; Metazoa; Arthropoda; Insecta; Hymenoptera; Pteromalidae
Exons: 2
Coding region: 850-1230 (126 amino acids)
Source: RefSeq, a predicted model, not a curated record
ACACAAUAAUUUGAAUAUAAACAUUUCUUUUCGACACAAAAUUAAUUCUAUCAUCAUCGAGCAUUGGACUGCUUUAGCAUUGAUAGGCUUCAAGGGCAUCGUCAUUUUGAUUUAGAUAAAAUACGAUCAUUUAUAAUAAUUUUUAGAUAUAGCCAUCUCUUUCAUUGGAUCUUUUAUUGACGUGUAACAAAUACGUUUUUGAAGAUGCAGUGGCAUUAUUGCAUCUACAAUUUUGGUCUCCUCGUGAGUUUCUUAUUAGCGUGAGUUAUUAUCAUUUAUUAAUGGCUCAUCGCAUAAAUAAUACAUGCAUGUAGGUCAACCAAUCAUGUGCAUUCUGUAUAGGGCAGCAUGAUAUCUGUAAAAGAAGAGUACUGUUAGGCAUCUUAUUAACGAAUUUCAAGUGGUAUAUGCAUUCUGGAAUUUUGAUUAAAAUAAUUAUUGUAAUACCACAGAAUAAUGAUGUGUCAAAACACAUGUCCACCACAACCGAUUUUUCAAGUGAAAAAUAACGAGGUAUUAGAUAUGAUCCGACCACUACUUUACUAUAACUUUACUAUAACACCUUUACUCGUAGCCAUCAAAGCAUCGAUGUGCGCUCCAUCUCUAGCAAAAGAAAAACAUUUCUGCUUGAUAAACGUUAAAAAACUGGGCUAUGAUCACGCCUUCAUACUGGACCCAUCCAACCGAACGAACUUCGUCUAUCCAGACGCCAACGGCACGAUCAGCUUACUAGAGAGUCAGGCCGUCUUCUUAUCCUGUCCUGGUGCGAACAACAAUCUUAAUGUUCCUGAAUCUCACUGAUCCUCCAAUUUCAACUGCAUUUGCAACACAGCCUUUUACGCUGGAAAUAUGAUCUACAGUUUUAACGAUCUCACCUGCCGAUCGCCGCCUGCCUACGAGAUCGUGGAUAAAGGAUUCUAUGGUCGCGAGAGCGAGUACCGAAGAUUCGAGAUCGGUUUUUACACAGUCGGUGAGGAGUACUUUUUGAAGGUCAUCGAUAUUUACUACGACAGAUUGAGCACGUCGACGAUGUACGCGAAAUCGGUAGUGUCCAAGUGGAUCGCUGGGAGGCAAAAACCGGCCAAGCAUCAUCGGUACGAUCAGACGCACUGCUGUGAACGAAAAAGAUACAGACUGGACAUGGACAAGAUAUACAGCGCUGUCACGCAGGAUCGCAGCUUCGCGGAGCAACUUUAUUGUCACGAUAGCCAAUUUCCUUCAGUAAAUUAACCCUUUUACAAUG